AAGGAGGCUCCAGUGGUAUAAGUGGAUUUGAGGGGCUUGGGAGGAAAACAAGGACGCUAGUCAACAUUAUCUCGGUGUUGAAGGUGUGGUUUUGGCGAGGGUAUGGAGCACCCUGUACACAGAGGGGAGACAAUGCCCAUCGGACUACAUGAAAGAUCCCUCGUGGAGGACGACGACGCUCACAUGAAAGUUGCUCUGGGCUAUGGUGAUAUGGGCAUCUCUGCUCACCUUCAGGCAUCAAAGACUGGAAACACACGAUUUUUCACAAGCAACACGCACAGCUCAGUGGUUCUUCAGGGAUUUGACCAGCUGAGGAUAGAGGGUUUACUGUGUGACGUCACGCUGGUGGCUGGGGAUGGCGAUGAAGCUUUCCCUGUACACCGCGCCAUGAUGGCCUCCUCGUCCGACUAUUUCAAAGCCAUGUUCACAGGUGGAAUGAAAGAACAGGAUUUAAUGUGCAUCAAGCUUCACGGAGUUAACCGAAUAGGCCUCAAGAAGAUCAUUGACUUUAUCUACACGGCCAAGUUGUCACUCAACAUGGAGAAUCUGCAAGACACACUUGAGGCCGCCAGCUUCUUACAAAUCCUUCCUGUGCUGGACUUCUGCAAGGUUUUUCUUAUAUCUGGGGUGUCUCUUGACAACUGUGUCGAGGUGGGGCGCAUCGCCAACGCGUAUAACCUCACAGAGGUGGACAAAUAUGUCAACAACUUCAUCCUGAAGAAUUUCCCUUCACUUCUGGGCACGGGAGAGUUUGUCAAGCUGCCCUUUGAACGGCUGGCUUUUGUACUGUCCAGCAACAGCUUGAAACACUGCACUGAGUUGGACCUGUUCAAGGCCGCUUGCCGCUGGUUACGCUACGAAGACAGUCGUAUGGACUAUGCCGCAAAGCUCAUGAAGAACAUCCGCUUCCCCCUCAUGAACCCACAGGAGCUCAUCAAUCACGUGCAGACAGUGGACUUUAUGCGCACGGACAACACCUGUGUCAACCUUCUCCUGGAGGCUAGCAACUACCAAAUGAUGCCCUACAUGCAGCCAGUUAUGCAGUCAGAACGGACAGCCAUCCGCUCAGACAGUGCCCACCUGGUCACCCUGGGUGGUGUUCUGCGGCAGCAGCUGGUUGUGAGCAAGGAGCUGCGUCUUUUCGACGAGAAGGCUCAUGAGUGGAAGGCGCUGGCGCCAAUGGAUGCACCCCGCUACCAACACGGCAUCGCAGUCAUUGGUAACUUUCUUUACGUGGUGGGCGGCCAAAGCAACUACGACACCAAAGGCAAGACGGCGGUGGACACCGUGUUCCGGUACGACCCGCGCUACAACAAGUGGAUGCAGGUGGCAUGCCUUAAUGAGAAGCGUACCUUCUUCCACCUCAGUGCACUCAAGGGACACCUCUACGCUGUUGGUGGAAGGAACGCUGCGGGGGAACUUGCUACGGUGGAGUGCUACAACCCAAGGACAAAUGAAUGGACAUAUGUUGCCAAAAUGAAUGAACCACACUAUGGCCACGCUGGGACAGUAUAUGGUGGUUAUAUGUAUAUUUCAGGGGGAAUCACUCACGACACUUUUCAGAAGGAGCUGAUGUGCUUUGACCCAGAUGCGGAUAAAUGGACUCAGAAAGCACCCAUGACGACAGUGCGCGGCCUCCACUGCAUGUGCACGGUGGGCGACCGCCUCUACGUGAUCGGGGGCAAUCACUUCCGGGGCACCAGCGACUACGACGACGUGCUGAGCUGCGAAUACUACUCCCCCCUCGACUUGUGGACACCUAUCGCCGCCAUGUUGCGAGGCCAGAGUGACGUGGGCGUGGCCGUGUUUGAGAAUAAGAUCUAUGUGGUGGGCGGCUACUCGUGGAACAAUCGCUGCAUGGUUGAAAUAGUACAGAAGUACGACCCGGAGAAAGACGAAUGGCACAAAGUGUUUGACUUACCCGAGUCGCUGGGCGGCAUCCGAGCCUGCACACUCACAGUUUUCCCCCCGAGGAUCUCUCGUGCUCGCCCUCCAGAGAGUCGCCCCUCUCAGCACCUUGAUGAGUAA
Messenger RNA from Anoplopoma fimbria (sablefish), 2028 nucleotides. RefSeq names its product kelch-like family member 13 (gene klhl13). Gene Ontology annotation, cellular component: Cul3-RING ubiquitin ligase complex. Gene Ontology annotation, molecular function: cullin family protein binding; ubiquitin-protein transferase activity. Gene Ontology annotation, biological process: regulation of cytokinesis; protein ubiquitination. The record is from RefSeq and is a predicted model, not a curated record. NCBI's taxonomy places the organism in Eukaryota, Metazoa, Chordata, Actinopteri, Perciformes, Anoplopomatidae.